Molecule: messenger RNA, 3072 nt
Organism: Panonychus citri (citrus red mite)
Lineage: Eukaryota; Metazoa; Arthropoda; Arachnida; Trombidiformes; Tetranychidae
Product: solute carrier family 35 member G1-like
Cellular component (GO): membrane
Source: RefSeq, a predicted model, not a curated record
UUGAUUAACUGGAAAAGUAAACAAUUAAAUACUAGAAAAUGCAAAACAAUCAAUUUUAUUAUUAAUUUUUUGAUGAAUCAAGUGACUUUUUCAGCUAUUGACAAGGUCAUUGUGAUUAACGACAAUUAAUUAAUUGUAACAAUCAAAUAUCAGUCCAAAGGUUAUUCAAUUUUGAUUAAUCAAAAUCAAUGAACUUAAUCCUAACCAGGAUUAAGCAAGGGAUUAAAUAAACUCGCUAGAAUUAAAUUAAAUUAUUUACAUCAUGAUUAGAGAUGAAAACAUGACAAAAAAAAAAGGAAAUCAAUUUAAUCACAAUUAGUUUAAUCAGUUAUAACCAGACAACAAUUAAUCAACCAACUAAAAGUUAAUCUGAUCCAUUGAUUAAAAGGUAAACUCAUUGUUGAGGUUAACCGUUGGCUCUUGACCUUGUUGAUUAAAAAUAAUCAGUUAAUCAGUAGUUAAUCAUGUAAAUAAAUCACUUGAACAACUAGAAUUGUAAUUGAUUAAUCACAGUUAAUCUCAAUAAUCAAAUUAAAUUAAAAUGAAAUGAGAGAGAGUGAGAGUUAAUUAAAAUGAUCUAGAGUAACAUUCACUUUCAAUUGUAACAUAGACAUGCUCUUAACCAGUUAAUUUGAUUAUAUUAUUAUUAUAUUUAAUCAUCAUCAUCAAGUUAAUCAUCAUCACUAUUAACUAAAUCAUUGUUAAACCCAUCGACAAUCAAGAUUGUUUAAAACUAGUGGGAAACUUUUUCCCCAACAAUUAAGCUAAAAACUUUCAAAGUUAAUUCAUUUUUUUUUUCAUUCACGUUAUUUGUUUACAAUUUGAUUUAACAAUUUAGUUUAAAUCAUUUCUUUUAUUACAAUAUUAUCAUUUGGUGCAUACUGUUGAUUAUUAAUUGUUAAUUGUUAAGUCAAUCACCAAGUGAUACACCAUUAAAUCAGUUAAAUUGUUACAAUAAUCAUGGCUGAACCAUUGAAUCGUCGUUAAUCAUUAACUGUAUUUAAUUAGACUCUUAAUUAUGUCCUAAUACCAUUUCCGUACCUUAAAUUUUGAUUGUUUACCUGAAUUAAUUUACCUUGAAUUAGAAAUUGACAAAAAAACAAUUUAUAUUAGUUAAUUAAUUGUCUUCUUAACAAUCAAAUCAAUCUGAUUGUAUUUUGUUUGUUUGUGUUUAUAUGUGUUGAUAACGAUUCUCAAUCUUCAUCUUCAUCCAACUUGUCAACCUUUAAUUACAAUUAACAAAACAUUUAUAAUCAACUCACUCAACUGAGUUAACAGUUAAUUUAAUUUCAGUUUUUUAAUCAACCACUUGAUUCACAAUUAACAAUGAAAGAGGGCUACGAUAAUUCAGUUUAUGAUCAUUCAACUGAUCAAUAUAAUUUAAGUGACGGUGAUACAAAUGGUAACAAUUUAACCCUUUCAACUAAUCACAAUGAGAAUCAUCUUAAUCACAAUUACCAUCAACACCUUAAUGACUCUAAUAACAAUAAUUGUAAUCAAAUUGUUUACCAUCUUGACGAAAAUCAUUUAAAUUGUUUAUCAAAUUACGAUUCAAGUUGUAAAACUGGAAUCACUUCCGUCUCAUCAUUAGACCCAAAAGGAGCGGUGAUCGGUCUCAAUGGUACAAUCGAUACACUUAAUUGUUCAGAAUCGAUUUUAAAUGUUUACGGUUCGACCAAUGGAUCAACGAAUAUCUGUCCUUGCAAUAACAAUCAUCUAAAUCACAAUAAGAAAAGGACCUCGACCACAUUGAUUAAUCUUCGACGAGGUUCCCGACAAUUGGCCAUCUCUUUUUGGUCAUCAUUUCGAGGUGUUUUCUAUGCUUUCCUUUCAUCGAUAUUUUUCUCGAUCACAACAGCGAUUGUUAAACAUUUAUCCACCAUUCACCCUGGUGCUUUAUCGUGUUUCCGUUUCCUGGGAAUAUUAUUAUUCUCAAUUCCAAUGGUCUCUGAUUUAGGUACUAAUGUUCUCGGUCCGUCUAACCUUAGAGUUUGGGUCUUGUUAAGAGGUAUCGCUGGGGCCACUUCGCUUUACCUUCGUUAUUGUGCUCUUCAAUAUCUUCCUCUGGCCAAUGCGACAAUUAUCGUUCUCUCAAUGCCCGUUUUCGUCUGUAUCUUUGCCCGUCUCUUCCUCAAGGAACCUUGUGGUAUCUUUCACGUUAUCGCUCUUGCGGUCACUUUACUUGGAAUUGCAUUUACCGCUAAAUUAAAUGUUCUCUUUGGUUCAACCGAUGCUGAAGCUGCAGAUGCUGGAAUCGAUCGAAGGUCAGAACUUCUUGGCCUUGCAGCGGGUAUGGGUGCGACACUCGUUGGAUCUGCUUCCUAUGUUGUGGUGCGAAAGGUCAAAUCACUUCAUCAUUCAAUUAUUUUGUUCAAUUUUGCUUGGGUCGCCAUUUUGGAAACCUCUACAAUCACCUAUUUCCUUGAUGGUUUUAAACUUCCCGAUUGUGGUAUUGGCCCUUGGUUACUGGUCAUUCUGGCCAUCGCCUCAUUUUAUGCUCAACUACUCUUGACCAAAGCCUUACAGUGUGAAGAGGCUGGACUGGUCAGUGUAACUCGAGCCUCGUCUGAAGUUUUCUUUGCCUUUAUAACCCAAAUAUUUUUAUUCCGACGAAUGCCCGACAUUUAUUCAAUCAUUGGCGCUCUUCUGGUCACUACCGCCGUCCUUUUAACCAGCCUAAGGAAAUACAUUCUCACCUUGCCCCCUGACCAUUUGGGUCGAAAGAUAUUUGCUUUUACCCUUAAAUGACCAUCAACAAUUAAGCUUGACCACAGCAACAUCUUCAUCCUUGAUCAUCAAAUGUUAACUGUUUUCAUUUUAUCAAAUUAAAAUCUCUAAAUAUUUUCCCCUUUACAAAACCAUAAUCAACAAUCAUCAAUUAAUUAUCGUUUAAAGACAAUGAUUAACCUCUAUGAGUAUUAAUCAUAAUCAGAAACACCAAUUAAAUCAUAUUAAAUUGUAAUUAAUAAUAAAAUUGACACUUGAAAAUAAAAUUUAAAAUUCAAUUGAUAACAAAUUUGAAAUCAAUUGGGUUUCAUUGUUAAUCGUUACAAUUUAAUUAACUCAAAUUGA